This is a messenger RNA of Drosophila innubila, 1089 nucleotides long. RefSeq lists its product as uncharacterized. The transcript has a single exon. The record is from RefSeq and is a predicted model, not a curated record. Bases 1 to 1089 code for a protein of 362 amino acids. Gene Ontology annotation, cellular component: spindle; mitotic spindle midzone; cytoplasm. Gene Ontology annotation, biological process: mitotic spindle midzone assembly; microtubule cytoskeleton organization. Lineage: Eukaryota; Metazoa; Arthropoda; Insecta; Diptera; Drosophilidae. Gene Ontology annotation, molecular function: microtubule binding.
AUGGGAAAAACAGAUGAGGAUAAAAUGAAUGUGGAUACUCUGUGUGAGAUGUGGACACAGAAGCAGCGCAACUUUGAAAUGGAUAUCAGAUGUUUGCUGGACAAGUCAAAAAGAUUGUCUCAGCAGCUGAGUAAAGCUGCUGUCGAUGAGUCGAAGAGCAAGACGUUGUCGCAACAGCAAUAUAAACUGGAUGAACUGAUGAUUCAUUUAACGGAGGAGUUACAGCGUCGUCACGAUGAGGCAAGUGCCAAGAAGCGAUUGCAGGAAUGGCACAAAACCUUGGACAAGAUGCGUGUGAAAAUCAGAGUCAUUUCACAGACCCUGGAGAAAGUUGGGCUGACGGACAAGAAGACAAUCGAUAAACUAUGUGAGACUGAGGAUUAUACACAGCACCAUUAUGAGCUGCUCAGUUUGGAGUUGCAACGUUGUGAAACGCUUCGCCAUGAGAAUCUCAACGCUCUCGUCGAUCAUUUGUGGGCAGAGAUCAAUCAAUGGAGCGAGAUGACAUUACAAUAUCCAACAGUACAUAAAUAUCGAAAAGAAUGCUGCACAGAGGACCUCUUGGAGGUCUUGGAGAAGAAGUUGGCCGAUCUUCAACGGUAUUACAAUAGUAACAUUGCCAUUUUUGAACUUUACGCAAAGCGCGUCAAACUGUGGACACGAAUGGAGGCACUUGAAGAGAAAGCCAAGGAACCCAAUCGUUAUCGCAAUCGUGGUGGACAGCUGCUUGGUGAGGAGCGAGAACGUAAUCACAUUAGCAUUAAACUGCCCCUGAUCGAGGAACAGCUCAACCAGAUGGUCCAGGAUUACGUAGAGCGCGUUAACCAACCGUUUUUGGUCUAUGGCGAGGAAAUCAUGACUCGCAUUGCGUCCGAUUGGGAGGAAUAUCGUGCCACCAAAGAUUUGCAAGCCGAAAUACGUAAGAAUGCAACGUUCGAUAACUGGUGUGCAUCCCAAAUUAAGGCCUCCCGCUCCAGCCUAAUCUCACUGCGCAAGACGAGCUCAGUGCCGCAAUUCAAUCAAACAACCGUGAUGACUUUAAAUUCGGCGCGACAAAUGCCUGGCCAAAAGAAAAAGCAGGCCAAAUAG